GCUUUUAUGUGUGCUUUUAUUUUUAAAAUAAAAAAACCAAAACUAUCCUAUUAAUUUUUCCCAAAAAUAAAUUUGCUUUUUGCUCUACAUAAUAAGUGAAUUUUGUUUUAAUAAGUUUUCUUUUGAAUCAUUUUCUAAAGUCCUUUUUUUACUUUUCUUUUUUUAAAAACGAUUUUAGUAUAUUAUUUGUGAUAUAAAGUGUUAAAUUGUAUCUUGAGCUUUGCUAUAUCAGCUAUUUUUUCAUGGAUUUAAAGAAAACUCGAGAUGUAUUCAGUGUAUUCUAAACAACUUUUUAAAAAGUGCACAUUUUCUUUUGAGUAUAAAUCAAGGUAGGGUCUUUAGAACUCUUAUAAUUUUUCAGAAUUAUUGACAUGUGUAGAUUGUAGUGAUUCUCAAAAGAUUUUUUUUUAAAAUUAUCUAAAAGUGCCCAUAGAGGCUGUUAUAAAAAAUAAAUACAUAAAACGUAUAUAGAUCUACCCCAUUAACUAAUUGCUCUUGUCACGGAACCACCAGCCUGUAUGUGAUUAUAUCCGACAAUAUGACGAUACAUUAUAAAACAGAAUAUUUUAUAAAACAAAACAUGUAGCCUUAGACUGAGGGAAAUACAAAGAUAUCAGGUUGCUCCCAGGACCGGCCCUCAGCACGUGGAAAGCAGUACACCCGCGUGAUCGGGAUUAGCUACCUCAUACGGGCAGGAAAAUUAUAGCUGAGAGCUUGUGCGAAACCGUGCUAUAACUCGUCACCAUCCAAGUAGUAUUUCUGACUGACGUUAAGGAUCAAAUGUGCUGUUCUUGCCUCAGGAUCGACGAAUUCAGGAAUCAAACAACAGGUGUUGGUUCUGUCGAGCGGGAUCAAUAUCUGAAACGCGCUUGAGUGUCUAUGUGAGUGCACACGUGCUGCGGUGGUUGGUGGUGGUCGUUGUUGUGGCUGUGAACUGGCCGGCGUUAUUAGCAGUUAGCGAGCUGGUUUGUUUCGAUGCGGACGAAGUAUUUGGAGGAUACUAAUAUUUCUUUUGCUGCGUGCGUGCCGGUUUGAGGAAGUGGAAGAGCGCAGGUUUUAGCCGGGACAAGUCAUCACGCUCACAGGAUGGGGUUAUGGAUAUGAAAACAUAGGAAUCAGAAGGAGCAAAGAUUGACUCUAAAAGAAGUUGGGACUCCCCCGGACAGUUUCGCUACGCUGCUUGUCCUGGUGGUCAUCUAAGUGGUCAACAAAACUGUUCAUCGACUGACCUCAAGUGCCUUGACUAUGAUUAUCACAGGAACAAAGUGCUUGCAGCAGCCUACUAGGACAAAAGACAGCUCUUUUCUGAACCCAUUAUAUCAGUGACGUCACUUCUCUCGUCUGUGAAAUGGGCUAAACAGCGGAUGAUACUUUCGCCUGUAGUUGUAGUUAUACGGAAUCUGUAUGUCUCAUUGAUUAUAAUAUUUAACACAAUACGAAACAUUUGCACAACUCUGCUGUUUUUGGGACGUCUUUUUGUUCUAAAACAGAACUUUCUAUUGUGUUUGUGAACUUGUUUUUUUGCCACUGAGUGGCAUUUUCUAGAGUUGAAUUCUAAGCUUGUUGUUGCUUGUUGAAACCAUCCUUUUUUGUUGUUGAUUUUCCUGGUUUCCUUGUUUGCAAAUUGCUUUUUAUGAGCGGACGGAAAGGGGAAAGCCAAUUUUUGUGUUUGGGGUUUCUGCAUUGUUAUGUAAAACAUUGCGUAAUAGAAAAAAUCCUGAAUAAACUGGCGUGAGAGAGAAGUAAUAAUAGUAAUAACAUAUAAUUGUGAGUUCAAAGGGUAUAGCGAGUGUUACUUCAACGAAUAUUUCACUUUCAUGGACAGGAUUCUAUGUUUUCGACAUGACUGUAGAUUUUUUAACACAAGAGAAUCCCAUCCUUGCUCAACUUGGCAGAUAACAAGCUCAUGCGGAUAACAUAACGAGUGCAUCUGUCCAGCUUUAUAACCUUUAAAGCUUCUUGAACCGUUUGGGAGUGAAAUUCAAGAGGUUAUAUUGUCACUUUUUGUUUAAAAAGGAAAUCAAUUCGGCGUUGGAGUGUUCGCUUACCUUCGUACGGAUUACCUUUCUAUUUCGUUUGUGGAUUUAAAUGCCGUACGGCGCCCAGCCCAGACGAUGGAAUAUGGAAGUAUCGGGAUUACUGGACCCUUUCGUCACGCUGUCCACUUCUUCAUCCUGGUCAGUUUGCUGGCUCUCAGUCAGCUGGACACAGCAGCGUCACAGAGCAUGUAUACUUGGGCUGUAGGU
This is a messenger RNA of Aplysia californica (California sea hare), 2246 nucleotides long. RefSeq names its product thrombospondin type-1 domain-containing protein 7A. NCBI's taxonomy places the organism in Eukaryota, Metazoa, Mollusca, Gastropoda, Aplysiida, Aplysiidae. The record is from RefSeq and is a predicted model, not a curated record.